Pleurotus ostreatus (oyster mushroom) is the source of this 1503-nucleotide messenger RNA. RefSeq lists its product as uncharacterized. Bases 1 to 1503 code for a protein of 500 amino acids. Gene Ontology annotation, biological process: transmembrane transport. Lineage: Eukaryota; Fungi; Basidiomycota; Agaricomycetes; Agaricales; Pleurotaceae. The transcript has 13 exons. Gene Ontology annotation, molecular function: transmembrane transporter activity. The record is from RefSeq and is a predicted model, not a curated record.
AUGGAUCACGUCCCACACCUGGCAGGUUCAUGGCAUGGUCAUGCCCAAAUCGUAGACCAACCUUCUGAUUUAGUAGAUGGAGAAGCGAGUAUUGACGUACAAAUCUCCUCGGACGGUACAAAAAAUUCUGCAUCCCCGUCGUCGACGGUCGGCACCAGCAAGAAUAUCCUUGAUGUAGAGAAGGGAGCUACAACCAGUGUAGAAUCUACUGAGUACCGAUAUAUCGAUUUUGAAGAAGACGACCCUCGCAAUCCAAUGAACUUCACGCGUCGCAGAAAAUGGGCCAUUACACUCGUGGCCUCGACGUUCACCAUCCUCGCAUCCUCUGCGGCUGGAGCUUACAAUAUGGGGUUUCCGUCAAUGCUUCGCGAUUUAAAUUGCACGGAUUUUCAAGCAACAGUAGGUCUCGCGGUCUAUCCCCUUGGCUUCGGCAUCGUCCCGCUUGUGACAGCUUCAUGGAGCGAAGAAUUUGGCCGAAUGCCCUUGUACAUGGGUAGCGCAGUGGGAUUUUGUGCUAUGUUGCUGGGUACAGCCCUAGCGAAGAAUAUCCAAACCGUCAUAGUUAUGAGGUUCUUGCUAGGCGCGUUUGGGUCGACGGGUGCUACCAUGGUCGGUGGCACGAUUGCCGACGUUUGGGCUCCGCAUGAACGUGGUCUGCCCAUGGCUUUGUUCUCUGCCGCCGCCGUAGGAGGAACUGGCGUUGGUCCUAUUUUUGCCGGCUGGAUUGAAAUGAAUCCGCAUCUUGACUGGAGAUGGAUUCAGUGGGUACAGUUGAUCUACAGCGGGGCUUAUACUCUCAUCCUACCGUUCGUUGUUACCGAGACGCGAUCUGUCAUCCUCCUCAACCGCCUCGCAUCGAAGAAGCGCAAAGAAGCCAAGAAAAAUGGGGAUCCAGACUACCACAGAAUCCGUGCGAAGGUCGAUCGUCCACGAUUGGGGCAGCUAAUUUGGGUUUCCUGCACCAGGCCCAUAUAUUUGCUGUUCACGGAGCCAAUUGUGAUGGCCUUUAGUUUGUGGAUUGGCUUUGCUUGGGGUAUUAUCUAUGGCGUAAUCGAAUCCAUGGGUACUGUCUUCAAGACGCUUCAUAACUUUAAUCAAGGGCAGAUUGGGACAACGUUCGUCAGCAUGGUCAUCGGGACACUCUUCGGCUUUAUAACAAUUCGGUAUCAGGAGCGACUUUAUAAGAAACAUUAUCCGAAACAAGAUAUGGAGGCUCGACUUUAUACAGCAUGUUUCGCAGCAAUCUUGCUCCCGGCGGGCACUUUUAUAUACGCGUGGUGCUCUUUCCCAUGGGUGCACUGGAUUGGGUUGAUCAUUGGUAUCGUGAUCUUUGAAUGGGCGUCAUUCCUGAUUUACCACUCGGUGUUCACCUACCUCGCUGACUGCUACGGCCCAUUUGCAUCGUCUGCGCUGGCUGCGCAGAGCUUAUUCCGUACGCCCAUCUCUCCAUCGUUGCUUGUUUCCCAAACCCAGAUCUACGCUCUGUUCAGUCUGAUGAUUUAG